This is a messenger RNA of Hypomesus transpacificus, 789 nucleotides long. RefSeq names its product myo-inositol oxygenase (gene miox). Gene Ontology annotation, biological process: inositol catabolic process. NCBI's taxonomy places the organism in Eukaryota, Metazoa, Chordata, Actinopteri, Osmeriformes, Osmeridae. Gene Ontology annotation, molecular function: inositol oxygenase activity; iron ion binding. Gene Ontology annotation, cellular component: cytoplasm. The record is from RefSeq and is a predicted model, not a curated record.
AUGAGGGUCGUUAACCUUGGCCCAGACCCGUCUCUGGCAUAUCAACCCAACCUGGAGACUGACUCUAAAGACCAGGCUGAGUACAGGAACUUUGAGAGCGGGAGUCUGAUCGAUCGUGUGUUCAACACGUACAAGCUGAAGCACACCAACCAGACCCUGGACUUUGUCAAACAAAAGCACUCUGAUUGGUCCAACUGGAGAUGCCAGAUGGGGGUGAUGGAGGCAAUCAUGUCUCUGAACCAGCUGGUGGAUAAAUCUGAUCCUGAUGUGGACUUUACCAACUUUUACCAACUUUUUUUUGUAUUGCAGUGGGCUGUAGUCGGGGAAACAUUCCCAGUGGGCUGCAGGUUCCAAAACAACAUUGUCUUCAGAGACAAAACGUUCCUGGACAACCCAGAGGAGGAAAACCCUGCCUACAAUACUGAGUGUGGGAUCUACAAUUCAAACUGUGGGCUGGACAAUGUGCUGAUGUCCUGGGGCCAUGACGAGUAUCACUACAGAGUCAUCAAGUUCAAAUGUACCAUUUCAGAGGACGGUCUCUAUAUGAUCCGCUUCCAUUCCUUCUACCCCUGGCAUUCCCAUGGCGACUACAUGCACCUGUGCAAUGACAAAGACCUACGCAUGCUGCCCUGGGUCAGAGAGUUCAAUAAGUUUGACCUCUACACUAAAAGCACAGAUCUGCCUGAUGUUGAAAACCUCAAGCCUUACUACCAGUCUCUCAUCAACAAGUACUGCCCUGGUGUUCUGUGGUGGUAACUGAAACACGCUCAAGCACCUUCCCUGUGUGAA